CAGUCGGCGCUGAUCGUGGAACCAAACCUGAACCAGACCCGAAACUGUGUGCAAAGAAAUAGCACAUUUGACAGGAUACCGUUUUCGCUUCAAUUUUGUUUCUUUAGUCUGCGAGACAGGACAUUGCAUGUCCUCGUCAACACGAACAUGUACUGCCCAGGAAACGCUACACCUGGUCACGGACCUCCGCCGUUCGGACCUCAACCACCCCAUGGCCCUCCGUUCAGACCCCGAGGGCCCUGUGGUGUUCCUCCUCCGGGACAUUUGCCACCUGCACCUUGCGGACCAUUUUCGGCCUCAGCACCGGAGAGCCAUUUUCUCCACAACAGGCUACCGAGAGAGCAUUUCAUCAGUCCCCACUGUAGCAGCUUCUCCAUAGAUCGUAGUACAGUGAAUGCUUUGGGAGGCAGCCAGCAGAUCGUCCCUCCUGUACAACCACAUCACGUUCAAGUCCCACAGUGGAAUCCCACUCCUGUGGAACAUCACACUCCAGACAGCAGUGAGCGGGCUGGUGAGGAAUUCCUGAGAUGCAUCGCAGCCAACAAGCCUCUCCCAGACUAUCUCAAAGGGAACAUGGCAUACAACCUGGCUGACGCAUUUAAGUCGGCUAAUAUCCUGAAAGACAUCCUUAAAUCUGACCCCAAGUUCCAGAAGCAUGCGACCAGGAGCAAAAGCCGUAGUCGAAGCCGCGGCAAAUCUCAAGCAAAGAGUCGUGCACGAAGCAAAAGCCGAGGUAGAGCAAGGAGCAAAAGCCGUGUACGGGGCAAGAGCAGGGCGAGAAGCAAGAGCAGGGCUCGCAGUAGAAGCCAGAGCCGAAGCAAGAAGAAGAGUCAUGUGCGGAGCAAGAGCCGGGUCAGGAGGCCCAGGUCACGAAGUAGCAGUGGUGAAAAGAGUCAUGGCAAAGAGGCAAAGAGAAAGAGGAGCCACAGCGGUAGUGUUGUCAGCAAUCAUAAUCUGACAGGGAAUAGCCUGUUGGAAGGACUGAAGCUGGUCAUGAACAGCAAAGAGCUGGAAGAGCGGUUGCCCACCCUCAAAGAUGCCAUCCUCACUAUUCAGGUAGAGCUCAUCUUUCAUUCUCCAAAAUGUCUUGUUUCAGUUUGUUAUCCUAAAACUAUGGUUCAGGACCACUAGCAUGUAUAAGCCAUACACAAAAAUAUAUAUAGUGUUUCUAUUAAGAUAAUAUAUCGGUACAAGAUGGAUUCUUUAUUUACCUUUUCCAAGGACUUUAUUGCUACAUUAAAUUAACUCGAGACCUCCUUGAUGUAACUUGAUUACAUAGAUCAAAAACCUGCUGACUUCCAAAGAUCAAUACUGUUUUUAAUGGCUGGGUGUUGACAUACCGUUCGGUAUACCGCGCAUCACUACAUGUAACUCUGCAACCUCCAUUAACUUAAGCUGUUAGCUUCAUUGUUUAGCCAAGCAGGACUGUGCUGCCCACCGGUGGCUAAUCGCUAACUUUAACUGACUUCUUACAAUUUCAACAUUGAUAUAUUGUAAUGUAGCAUUAUCAGGGGAAAAGGGUGCGUCCCCUGGACACGUCGGUAGAGUUUACUGCGUCCUUUCAGUUUUAAGGUGCUGUUAGUCUGGUGCAGUACCUUCGGUGACCAUACUGAAGAAAAGCAAGUAGUCACGUUUUCAGAAUAUCACUUGGUACCAAAGUAUGGGUUUUCGUGACAUCCCUAGUUGUCUGCAUCAACAGCUGCAGCAGAAAUCAGCCUCUUAAACGUCUCAGCCAAUACCUAUAUCAAUAGUCAUGAAGGAUAUACUUUUAACCAUUUAUGAUUAAUUGUGAGAGCAGUAUGUUGCUCGUCCACAUGCACACAUGUUUAAGUUGAGUGUGAUUUAUAAAUAGAAAUGUUUUUGUUGUAGGCCCCAGAUUUUUAGGUAGAGGACCAAAUAUUUUAUCACCCCAAAAAAGUGUUUAUUUUGUAAGUGACUAUAAAAUCUUAUAAAUUCCUCUAAUAUAAGUUGUUUGUAGAAAAACUGGAUCCUCCCAGCUAAUCUUGUGCACUGCACAAGAGGAGGGUGCCAACAUUACAUACAGUGGGUACGGAAAGUAUUCAGACCCCUUUAAAUUUUUCACUCUUUGU
This is a messenger RNA of Anarrhichthys ocellatus (wolf-eel), 2090 nucleotides long. RefSeq names its product cleavage and polyadenylation specificity factor subunit 6-like. The record is from RefSeq and is a predicted model, not a curated record. Bases 148 to 1131 code for a protein of 327 amino acids. The transcript is spliced from 3 exons. NCBI's taxonomy places the organism in Eukaryota, Metazoa, Chordata, Actinopteri, Perciformes, Anarhichadidae.